AUGGAGAUGUCACCUAUGAGAAAUGUAAAAAGGGAUCAGAAAUCGAGUGCAGGAAGAAGCAGAAGGAGGGUAUGGAAGUUGAAGAUAAGUCUCACAUGGAGCGCCAUCAAGAAGGCAAUAACUGGGAGCUUUAAGCCUCAUUAUUUUCAUCUAAGCUGCGGGCCUGGCAUCAACCAACUCUCCGACCUCCGAAUCCAUCAAGAUUCCAUUAACGCGCCUCCUCGUGCAAAAAAAGAUCCCACCAAAACACUGGCCGCCCUCCUCCUGAAGCCCUAUUCAGCUUCUGAUUUCAUCGACUAUGGCGACCACAUGACUCCUACUAAAUCCCCAAGAGAAAAUAUCUCAACAAACUGGCGUGAAAUCCACGGCCAACAAAACUGGAAUGGACUUCUUGAGCCUCUCCAUCCGUCGCUCCGCCGAGAAAUAAUCAAAUAUGGAGAAUUUGUUGAAGCAACUUAUGACGCCUUUGACUUCGAUCCCUUGUCGGAGUUUUGCGGGAGUUGUAGAUACAAUCGUCACAAGAUUUUUGAAGAAUUAGGCCUCACUGGAAAUGGCUACAAGGUAACCAAAUACAUUUAUGCCAUGUCUCAUGUAGACGUGCCUAAAUGGUUUGAGAGGUCGGGAUUGGGGCGAAUUUGGAGCAAAGAUUCAAACUGGAUGGGGUAUGUCGCCGCGAGCAGCGACAUGGAAACUAAAAGAAUUGGCAGAAGAGACAUAGUCGUGGCAUGGCGUGGCACUGUGGCGCCAAGCGAAUGGUUUAUGGAUCUCAAAACAAAGCUAGAUCGAUUGGGACCUAAAAACUCAAGAAUCAAAGUCCAACAUGGGUUCCUCAGUAUCUACAAAUCCAAGAGCGAGAAAACAAGGUAUAACAAGUUAAGCGCCUCGGAGCAAGUGAUGGAAGAGUUAAACAGACUAGUGAAUUUUUUUCAAGGAAGAGGCGAAGAAGUGAGCUUAACGAUUACAGGCCACAGUCUCGGCGGUGCAUUGUCGCUGCUUAAUGCAUAUGAAGCUGCAAAUACAUUUCCGAAUUUAUUCAUUAGUGUCAUCUCUUUCGGGGCGCCAAGAGUCGGCAACAUCUUCUUUAAAGAAAAGCUGAGUCAAUUGGGAGUGAAGACCCUUCGAGUUGUUGUGAAAGAAGAUAUUGUACCGCAACUUCCUGGAAUUGUGUUCAACAAAAUUCUUCGGAAACUGAAUCCGAUAACAGAGAGGUUGAACUGGGUUUACAGGCAUGUUGGGGUACAGCUGAAGAUUGUUCAAGUGAUAUCCCCUUAUUUGAAACAUGAUUCGGAUUUAUCAGGGAGCCAUAAUUUGGAGCUUUAUCUCCAUCUUCUAGAUGGGUAUCUGAGCAAGAAAUCAAAGUUCAGAUGGAAUGCAAGAAGGGAUAUUGCAUUGGUAAAUAAAAGUAGUAAUAUGUUGAUAGAGGAGUUGAGAAUUCCAGAGUUUUGGUACCAAUUUCCUUAUAAAGGACUUAUGUUGAACAAGCAUGGAAGAUGGGUGAAACCUGGAAGACUACCUGAAGAUGUUCCUUCUCCAUUUCCCACUGAAGCAUCAACUCAUGUCUCAGUUAUUUCUGCUUAAGUAAGUCUUUCUGAAUUAAUAAUAGGUAUGAAUUUUAAACAGGUUUUUUAAUUUUGCUUUAUUUUUUUAUUUGAUUUCUAAUUCACGUGGAAGAUUGUACUCUUUCACAGGAAAUGUUUAUACAGUGAGUUUUGGUUGCCAAAACUUGUAAUUCUUGCUCAUAAUUGCAGUGGAUUUUUAAGAGUUUUUCUCUUUUA
Mangifera indica (mango) is the source of this 1775-nucleotide messenger RNA. RefSeq names its product phospholipase A1-Igamma1, chloroplastic-like. Lineage: Eukaryota; Viridiplantae; Streptophyta; Magnoliopsida; Sapindales; Anacardiaceae. Gene Ontology annotation, molecular function: glycerophospholipase activity. The transcript has a single exon. Bases 1 to 1578 code for a protein of 525 amino acids. The record is from RefSeq and is a predicted model, not a curated record. Gene Ontology annotation, biological process: lipid metabolic process.